This is a messenger RNA of Populus euphratica (Euphrates poplar), 2014 nucleotides long. RefSeq lists its product as uncharacterized. The transcript is spliced from 14 exons. The record is from RefSeq and is a predicted model, not a curated record. The coding region runs from base 235 to 1638 and encodes 467 amino acids. NCBI's taxonomy places the organism in Eukaryota, Viridiplantae, Streptophyta, Magnoliopsida, Malpighiales, Salicaceae.
ACAACUAUUAUGUUAGCGUUACUUUGCCGUGAAAACAAAGAGAGACAGAAAAGGGAGAGGGAAUAAUAAAAGAAAAGGAAAAAGGGAUCGGUAUUGGUGUUCUUCAAUAUCGCCCCAUUGAAACCCGAAGGAAACCUUCUCCCUUCAUAAUAAUAAUAUAACUAAAAAAAGGAAUUCAAUUCCGCAGCCCACAAACGCAAAAAAGAAAAACCAGAAAGAGAGAGAGCGAAGAAGAUGAACUGGAGAAGAGUAUUGAAAUCAGUACAGGCACUAGCGGCACACUGUCUUCUCUUCUCUUUCACUCUCUUGCUCGUCCUCAAGCUUGAUCACGUCGUCUCCUAUUCUUGGUGGUUAAUUUUCUUCCCUCUCUGGACAUUCCAUGUAGUUGUUGCUCGAGGAAGAUUUUCAUUACCUGCUCCAUCAGUUCCACGUAAUCGCCAUUGGGCGCCAUGCCAUGCAGUUGUGGCAACACCAUUGCUUAUUGCAUUUGAACUGCUUCUUUGUAUAUAUCUCGAAAGUGUUUAUGUUUAUCAUAUUGCUGCUGUAAACUUGAAGAUUGUCUUUAUUCCAUUGUUGGCAUUUGAAGUAAUUAUUCUAAUUGACAAUUUCAGAAUGUGUAAGGCUCUUAUGCCAGGAGAAGAAGAAAGCAUUAGUGAUGAAGCGAUAUGGGAAACAUUGCCGCACUUCUGGGUUGCAAUUUCUAUGGUUUUCUUUGUGGCUGCUACAGUCUUUACCCUUCUAAAGCUGGGCGGUGAUGUGGGUGCACUUGGCUGGUGGGACUUGUUCAUAAACUUUAGCAUUGCUGAGUGCUUUGCCUUUCUUGUCUGUACUAAAUGGUCUAAUCCAGUGAUCCAUAGAAAUUCUCGGACAAGAGAAGGUACUUCAUCUUCAAUGACGAUUAGAUAUCUUGACUGGAAUGGUGGCUUAAUGGUUUCUCCAGAGGAGAAUCAACACCAGGACAGAAUGUGUGGUCUACAAGAUAUUGGUGGCCAUAUCAUGAAAAUUCCCUUAAUUGGUUUCCAAGUUCUCCUUUGUAUGCGUUUAGAGGGAACACCUGCUGGUGCUAGAAAUAUACCACUUCUGGUUCUUUUCUCUCCGCUUUUCCUGCUUCAAGGUGCUGGUGUAUUAUUUGCUGCUUCUAAGUUGGCAGAGAAGCUUGUUCUUUUAUUACGGAGUGAAGCUGGCACUGGAAGAUAUUUUACAUUUUCCGCAAGAGCUCAUGACUGCUUGGGGUUCUUGCACCAUGGUUCCAGGCUACUGGGAUGGUGGUCAAUUGAUGAGGGAAGUCAAGAGGAACAGGCCCGAUUGUACCACAUGGGUGAUGCGAGUUAUAAUACUUUCUGUGGUUAUCCUCCUGAGAUAGUGAAGAAAAUGCCUAAAAAGGAUCUUGCUGAGGAGGUAUGGAGGCUUCAAGCAGCUCUUGGUGAGCAGACAGAAAUCACCAAAUACAGCCAGCAGGAGUUUGAAAGACUUCAAAAUGAAAAAGUUUUAUGCAGGGUGUGCUUUGAGGGAGAGAUCAGUGUGGUUCUGCUUCCUUGUAGACAUCGUAUCCUUUGCAGCACCUGCUGUGAGAGGUGUAAAAAAUGUCCAAUUUGUCGUGUCUCUGUUGAGGAGCGCUUAUCUGUAUAUGAUGUUUAGCUUCCAGCGUUUUGUAAUAUGGAUGAUGAAUUGGAGUGUGCAGAUAAGGUAUAACAGCUUUAGCAGGGAAGUUCUUUUUACAGCUGACCAGAACUUUUACUUCUGUGCGUUCCGCCUGUUCAAAUUAACAUAAUUGUGCAUUAGGACAUGUAGAGAACACGGUUGCUAGCACCUUUCCUUUCCUUUUUUUUUCCCCAUGAAAAAAAAUGUAAAUAGUUUGUUUUUAUUGGUGCAAGAUGCUGAAAAGUAUUUGCCGUGCCACAUAUACCCACUAAAUAUUUAAGAACUUAUUUCUGUGUAUAUUUUCUUUUGGCAGUGGAUGCUUGAAAUACUCUUCUAAGUUGUAAUGUAAAUACUGUUUGGUACUUUGAUUUCA